Lodderomyces oxycetoniae is the source of this 828-nucleotide messenger RNA. RefSeq names its product mannose-ethanolamine phosphotransferase. The record is from RefSeq and is a predicted model, not a curated record. Gene Ontology annotation, biological process: GPI anchor biosynthetic process. Gene Ontology annotation, cellular component: endoplasmic reticulum membrane. The coding region runs from base 1 to 828 and encodes 275 amino acids. The transcript has a single exon. Lineage: Eukaryota; Fungi; Ascomycota; Pichiomycetes; Serinales; Debaryomycetaceae.
AUGAAACGUGUGCUGCGUCAUUCAGAGGGUAAUGGAAUGGCACGACCUAAGCAUUCGAAAAAAGUGUCGUUUUGUAAAGAGGUAAAUGGCUCGAGUUUGUUUCAACAAGUGGAAACGGUAACAACCGCUGGUAAUGAAACAAGAACAACAACAGGUUCAGCAAGUCAAGCGAUAAGCAAAGAUCCGUUAGACCCGUUAUCGGUGGUGCCGCAGAUCAAAAACGGGUUGGCGGUAUUGCCGCUUCACAAUUUGUUGAUACUUGUAGGCAUGUUCUACUUUGGUAUAACUGAGAAUGUUGACGCGGUGAUGCUGAAAAGUUUUGUAACAAGUAUACCACUACAUGCAAUCUACAAUUAUAUUGUAGCAAAGAAUGUUAAGAAAAAAUCAAAAUCGAAAUCGAAACAUGAAAACAUUCCAUUGCUAGUAGCAUCGAGUAUACUAGUUAGUCUUGUUUUGGCUCUACCAAUGUUUUUCGCGAUAAUCUUAUUGGGUGCACCAGUUUACAAUUUUUUGUUCAAGACGGCUCUUUUGUCGCUACAUUUGUCUCAGCUUGUGUUUGGACCAUUGGUUGUCUUGUACUCGUUAGAUUUUGAGAAAUUCAAGAAAUUGUUUCUUAUUGAAAAUAUUUACUAUGUCAUAUUCAGCCACAAUAUAUUAUCUCAGGUCUUGUUGACUUUGAGCGGGUGUUGGCUCGGAGUGCUCCCUAUCCCAUUGGAUUGGGACAGGCCGUGGCAACAAUGGCCAAUCACGUUACUAGUUGGAGCAUAUGUGGGUGGUGUUGUUGGUGGUUUAGUGUCUAUAAGUAUCUCGUUCUACCGUAAAGCAUAG